AUGUCGGCGCAGUUGGCCGGCAAACGGCAAUCGGGGUCUUUGGCGAUUUGCGGUUUACUCGCGCCGCUUACCGGCCUCGUGACUUCGGGGAGCUGUUUCCAGAUCGCCGGAGUUCGUCACGCCACCAGCAGUGGAGCGACCGAGCGCCCCGGGAUGCCCGCGACCAAUGACGUGAUAAUGGCCCGGUUUACGGCCCGCCCGUUCACG
This is a messenger RNA of Iphiclides podalirius (scarce swallowtail), 207 nucleotides long. NCBI's taxonomy places the organism in Eukaryota, Metazoa, Arthropoda, Insecta, Lepidoptera, Papilionidae. The record is from the annotation of a GenBank genome assembly.